Messenger RNA from Polistes canadensis, 894 nucleotides. RefSeq lists its product as uncharacterized. The record is from RefSeq and is a predicted model, not a curated record. The transcript has 5 exons. NCBI's taxonomy places the organism in Eukaryota, Metazoa, Arthropoda, Insecta, Hymenoptera, Vespidae. Bases 129 to 506 code for a protein of 125 amino acids.
ACGAAAUCGGUUGAGCUUUGAGCAUCGUGGUGUUAACUUAAACUUAAGAGAUUAAAAUUAUAAGAUUUUGAUUUUUCUUUCUUAUGUAUAUAUUUUGAUCUUAUCGAAGAUAAAAAAAAGAAAGCACGAUGAUUUCUAUCAAAAUCAUCAUUUUUAUUUUAUCGUUGGUCCUCUUCGGUUCUGCUAACAGUCAGCCAAUCAGACUCGCGGGGGUGGAUGAAAAGGACUUGAAUAUCGAAAUAUCCCUAUCCAAUACGGAAAAUAAAUUAUCGAAUUUACCGUGGAAACGUCUGAAACGCGUUUCCGAUCAAAGAUUGGCAGAACUCGAAACACUUUAUAGCAUUCAAAGAAUAAAUUCCCUACCGUUGACGGACCGACCUAUUUACAUCAGAAUGAAACCGAUAAACAUAGAACGACGUAAACGAAAGAACAAUGAAAAUCGAACCGAUACACGAAAGAUCGAUCGACGUAUAAACAAACCGACCUACGAUGAAAUCCUUAGAUGAUUUCUCAUUCUAUAACAAGGGGAUAUUGAAAAGAAUCGAGGAGAGACACUACGCGAGAGAACUAGAGGGAUAUAUAUUGUUUUCUAUAAAAUCGUACUAAACGAUCUAUAAUUAUCUAACAAGCGGUAUUACGUUUUGGACUUUUAUGAUAAGGAUUGACGGGACGCUUUUUUAUAUUACUUUCAUAUAAAAAAAACUGCGUUAUACUAAUUUAUUUAUUAUCUGCGAACUAAUAUUCAUCCAAUAAGCAUCUCACCCCCACACCCCCCUUACAGUAUUUAGAAUAAAAUAAUAAUGUUAAGCAAUGCAAAGAAAGAAUUUGUGUAAAAGGAUUAAAAUGUAAAAACGAAUGUAUGUGUUAUACAAAUGAAAUGUCGAUAAAAAUGAA